Panicum virgatum (switchgrass) is the source of this 1607-nucleotide messenger RNA. RefSeq names its product protein NEN4-like. The coding region runs from base 334 to 1221 and encodes 295 amino acids. NCBI's taxonomy places the organism in Eukaryota, Viridiplantae, Streptophyta, Magnoliopsida, Poales, Poaceae. The record is from RefSeq and is a predicted model, not a curated record. Gene Ontology annotation, molecular function: nucleic acid binding; 3'-5' exonuclease activity. The transcript has 2 exons.
GCGAGCCAAGGCGGGCACUGCUAACCUCCACCACCGACGCAUGCAAAUAUUCGCAUCCCCUCUCCUAUCGUCGAUCGGCUUUGAUGCAUAUGUAUAUAUGCAACGGUACGACGAAAGAGCACGGAGAUCAACCAACAACCCAUUUCCAUUCCAUUCCAUUCCAUUCCAUUCCAUCCCAUUUCCAUCCAGGUUCCAGGGUCCAGAGAUCAUUCGAUAGGGACAAGUAGAAGGAAGAGCAACAACUUGUGCGUCCCAGAUUAGAUCGAGUAUUAGACCAGCUGCUGCUGCUGCUGCUUCCUUGAUAGACGACGUGACGGCAUCCGGUUGAUCCAUAUGAACGGUAGCGGUAAUAACAGGAGGAUGAGCGAGAUCGUCUUCUUCGACGUGGAGACGACGGCGCCGUCGCCGGCGGGCCGGUGGUGGCUGCUCGAGUUCGGCGCCAUCCUCGUGUGCCCCAGGAAGCUCGUCGAGGUGGCCAGCUACGAGACGCUCAUCCGCCCGGGGGACCUCUCCGCCGUCUCCAGGCGCUUCACGGACGUCGAGGCCAUCGCCUCCGCGCCCACCUUCCGGGAGGUGGCCGACAAGAUAUUCGAAAUCCUCGACGGCCGCGUGUGGGCCGGCCACAACAUCCAGCGCUUCGACUGCCCGCGCCUCCGGGAGGCGUUCGCCGACAUCGGCCGCCCGGCGCCGGAGCCCGCCGGCGUGAUCGACUCCCUCAACGUGCUGGCCGCCGAGUUCGGCCGCCGCGCCGGCGACCUCAAGAUGGCCACCCUGGCCACCUACUUCGGCAUCGGCACGCAGAAGCACCGCAGCCUGGACGACGCGCGCAUGAACCUCGAGGUGCUCAAGCACUGCGCCACCGUCCUGCUGCUCGAGUCCACCCUGCCGCAGGCCAUGCAGCUGGCUGGCCGCGACGGCGCCGUCACCAGGAGGAGCGGCUCCACCGCCUCCGCCGCUCAUCACCGGCCCGCCAUGUCGCAGACCAAGCUACCCUUCGCCCCUGUGAAGGCCGUGCCGGCGGCUGGCACUGCUCACAAGAGCGGCGGCAAGCGGGAUAGCCUGGGCAAGCCGGUGGGGAGGGCGGCCAACGCCACCAGCAAUAAGCCGGUGGCAGAAGCCGCUGCUGCUCCAGCAGCAUUGAGCGCCAGGCCGCCCAGGCGCCCAACGGCGGUGACGCCUUUCCACAUGAUCCUCAGGCACUCCAGGGCCAUCCUCAGAUAAUGGAUGCCCUACUGCAUGAUGCUUGCAACCGUGCUGUGCUUGGGGAAAACAUGGAGCUGACAGAUUUGAGCUCGGUCCAUCUUUUCCCCAGCUCGCAGUCGCAGCAUACUAAAUCGAAGAUCCAUUCGAUCGGUCCAUCGACUAAUUGGAUUCAUUUGUACAGAUCAAUGAUUCGUUUCAUCCAAGCACCUGAUUCAGUUACCUGUUCAUGUACAUGCAAGCAGCAAGCUAGUUGAAUGACUCAGAUCAUUUAGGUUGAUGUUCUUGUAUUGGUUCAUUUGUAAAUUGAUUGACAUAGCACGCCAUUCUUUAUUCCAUUUGUAAAUCUCUUCCCAUGUCCAGUACCAUUGGCUGUUGUAAAUUAUGUACAACUAUGUUGUUGCAAA